UGUCCGGACAGGAGAGAGCGCGUGCGCCUGGAAAAACACCUGAAAGCAGGAAAACAGCCACUAACAUAAAGGAUUCUUUAUAUGCACAUGAAGCAGGUGAGAUGUUUCCUCAGUGGCCGUGUCUAUCAUAUGAGAACCUGAAUCUGCUGAUGGAGCUUUCUGUGGACGAGUUGCAGCUGAAAUUUGUGGAUGUACUUGAACUGAAGAAGCAUGAAACCUGUGUAAAGGAGGCCUCACUGUUGGACUACUUUGUUGGAGGAUUUUGGUGGGCCAAAGAGAUGAGCUUCACAUGCCAGCAAAUCUCAUUUGUUAUGGCUCUCCUACAGAAGUUGCUAGACAACAUAAAAGACAAGCACAUGCCAUUUGCAGACAAUUUUAAGGAGUUCACUCGGAUGCUGCUAGCAACUAGACAGUCGCCUCCAUCGGCGGGCGCCACCUUUAAUCCGCUGUUUGAUGUGGAUCAAAUCAAGUCCAUUACAGAUUACUUCAGCAGCAGUAUUUUCCAGCAUUACAGACUGUACGAGUUCGUCUUCACUCACCUAAGAGAUGAAAUGCUGCUAGGAACAGAGAGAAACAUCGAGGUAGUUCAUUCAGCUGACUUCAUCGCUCCGAUGGAGGACGGAACGCCAGCCGAUGACCUCCGUCUCACAGCUCCCUCCCCUGCCACACCACCCGAUCAGGAUUCAAACACACAUGUGGAGAAGAAUGUGGACGAUUCUGCUCAGUGUGAACAGGGAGAGACACUCCAAAGUCUGGAGAGCUUCAGUGUGGAAGAUGUGUGAGAAGUGCCGGAGGAAACGAGCAGAGACGCUGUGAUAGCUGUGGGAAGAUUUUACAGAGAAGCUGCACAUCCAGGAAAAAACCUACACAAAUACUGUACGUUAGAGAGUCUCAAGAGACUGACGUCCAAAUAACGCUGCUGAAGAACAGGGGAAAGAGCC
Messenger RNA from Tachysurus vachellii, 941 nucleotides. It is a transcript of the gene cabcoco1, whose product is annotated as ciliary associated calcium binding coiled-coil 1. The transcript has 8 exons. The coding region runs from base 102 to 782 and encodes 226 amino acids. The record is from RefSeq and is a predicted model, not a curated record. NCBI's taxonomy places the organism in Eukaryota, Metazoa, Chordata, Actinopteri, Siluriformes, Bagridae.